Synchytrium microbalum is the source of this 1617-nucleotide messenger RNA. RefSeq names its product guanine deaminase (gene GUD1). Gene Ontology annotation, biological process: guanine metabolic process. Bases 1 to 1617 code for a protein of 538 amino acids. The transcript has 9 exons. The record is from RefSeq and is a predicted model, not a curated record. Lineage: Eukaryota; Fungi; Chytridiomycota; Chytridiomycetes; Synchytriales; Synchytriaceae. Gene Ontology annotation, cellular component: cytosol. Gene Ontology annotation, molecular function: guanine deaminase activity; zinc ion binding.
AUGGACAAUCAACAACCACUAAACCGUUGCUUUGUUGGCGCGAUGAUGCAUUGUCCAAAUGGGCAAAGAGAUGUCGAGAUAAUCCCCCGUGCAGUGCUGAUGGUCGACGCUCAAGGCAACAUUGAAAAGCUCGUGCCAGUUCCUAUUGACAUGAAGGCCGAGGAUGCAGUCAUAUUCGCUGGUGUUCCGAAAUACGGGCAGAGGCCACAAGUCGUUGAACUGCUGGCUGGUGAAUUCUUGAUACCAGGAUUCAUUGAUACUCAUAUCCAUGCUCCUCAAUUCCAGUUUGCGGGAACAGGUACCGCUGUAUCUCUUAUGGAGUGGCUUCAAGAGUUUGCUUAUCCUGCUGAGAAGAGAAUGGAUGAUGCCGAAUUUGCUAAGUUGGUGUAUAAUAAGCUGCUUUCGUAUCUUAUACGGAAUGGGACGACUACUGCAGUGUAUUUCGGAAGCAUACAAUUGGAAGCGAACAAGGUACUAGCCGAUCUUUGUAUACAUUACGGCCAACGUGCUUACGUUGGCAAAGUCGCCAUGGAUCAAAAUGGAGGACCCGGUUAUGUAGAAACGACUGAAGAAAGUUUGAAGGCUACUGAAGCCUUUAUUGAAUAUGUAUUGGGCAAGAAGAAUCCGCUCGUUACUCCGAUUGUGACUCCAAGGUUUAUUCCAACAUGUUCUUCCAAGGCACGUUUGCUUACGGGUCUUGGAAAGCUCGCAAAGAAAUACAAUGUCGCAAUACAAUCUCAUAUAUCCGAGUCAAACGAUGAAAUAUCUGAUAAUUCAGAUGCCGAAACAUUUGAAUCGCAUGGGUUGCUAUCAUCACGCUGUGUCAUGGCUCAUGGUGUCAAGCUACAUUCCUCGGAUGUAUCACUGUUGGUAUCAAAAGGAUCGACGGUAGCUCACUGCCCACUCUCCAACCACUUUUUCGCCAACGGUGUCUUCCCCGCCAAGAGGUGGAUGCACCACGGUCUCAACAUUAGUCUCGGAACAGAUAUCGCAGGCGGAUACUCGACAUCAAUGCUAAGCAGCAUCCGACAUGCAGUCACGUCAUCUCGCGCAUUGAACGAUCUAGCACCAACAGCUCACAAAACCGCUGGCUUCGAUAUCAUGAACUGGAGAGAAGCGUUUUAUCUCGCUACUAUGGGCGGCGCCAAAGCGUUGGGUCUUGAAAGGACUAUUGGGUCGUUCGAUGUUGGGAAGUCGUUUGAUGCGAUACAUGUUAAUUGUAGUGAUAGUUUGGUGAAUAAGCCCGGUGCUGGUGGUGGGUUUGGAUUUGGGGGUGGACUUGGAAGGGAUAAGGAUGGUGGUUUUGGAUUUGGUUGGGGUGGUGGAGGAGGAGCAGGUGGUGGCGAUGGAAAGAAAGGAGCUGGUGGUGGCCUUGGCGGAGGCUUUGGUGGCGGUUGGAGUCGUGAUGGUGGAGCUGGAAUUGGAGGAGGAUUCGGUGCGGGAGCCGGUGGUGGUGAGAACUCUCCAAGUUUCAAUAACCCAGUACCUUGCUUCAAAAACGACGACCUCGCUCAGAUUAUUGAAAAAUUCAUAAACCUGGGCGAUGAUCGAAAUAUUUAUAGUGUUUUUAUUGGAGGAAAGCAAAUUGUAUAUUAUGGCAGAAUGGCAGUAAACUAG